AUGGUCCUCCCUUUAUUGAAGCUUGGGACGCUAGCAUUGAAGACUCUGAGCAAACCCAUUGCUGCUAGGCUCAAGAAAGAAGCUGGGCUACACCCAAAAUUUCGCAAUCGCAUCAUCAGCAUAGCUCAGGCAAAUCACAGGAUGACAACAACAAUGCAACGACGCAUAUAUGGUCAUGCUACCGAUGUUGAAAUUCGACCUUUGAAUGAAGAGAAAGCUGUUCAGGCUGCUGUGGACCUGCUAGGGGAACUAUUCGUUUUCUCAGUUGGAGUAGGUGCUCUCAUCUUUGAGGUGCAAAGAAGUUCUAGGUCAGAAGCCAAAAAGGAGGAGCUUCGCAGGCAAGAAAUGGAGGGAAUGAGGCAACGGGAUGAAGAGUUGUUGAAAGAGGUGGAGCUUCUUAAGCAGAAACUUGAAGAACUUGAGCGGCUAGCCAGGGGGCGAGGACUCGCUGGUGUUUUUAAUUUUAGACAUGCAAAUACUGAAGACGGGAAGGUGACUGAAUCGAUGCAUCCGAAGGCUGCAUGA
This is a messenger RNA of Fraxinus pennsylvanica, 525 nucleotides long. The record is from the annotation of a GenBank genome assembly. NCBI's taxonomy places the organism in Eukaryota, Viridiplantae, Streptophyta, Magnoliopsida, Lamiales, Oleaceae.